Helianthus annuus (common sunflower) is the source of this 1012-nucleotide messenger RNA. Its product is annotated as tropinone reductase homolog At5g06060. Lineage: Eukaryota; Viridiplantae; Streptophyta; Magnoliopsida; Asterales; Asteraceae. The record is from RefSeq and is a predicted model, not a curated record. Gene Ontology annotation, molecular function: oxidoreductase activity. The coding region runs from base 69 to 854 and encodes 261 amino acids. The transcript is spliced from 4 exons.
UGUCGGCUUGUCACAAAGUUAACGUUGUUCAUUUCUCACUCUUCCCACCCAUUGCUCCUCUCUCACACAUGGAACACAGUAAAAACCCCAGAUGGCGUUUGGACGGAAUGACAGCUCUCGUCACCGGCGGUACACGUGGCAUCGGCUAUGCUGUGGUGGAGGAACUGGCGGCGUUAGGGGCGGUGGUCCACACUUGUUCUCGCAAUGAGUCUGAACUUAACCAACGGUUACAAGAAUGGUCACUGAAGGGGUUCAGUGUAACUGGGUCCGUCUGUGAUGUAGCUUCUCGUCACCAACGAGAAGUUUUGGUCGCUAAAGUCUCGUCGCUGUUCAAUGGCAAGCUCAAUAUCCUAGUAAACAAUGCCGGUACUGCAUAUACGAAACCUACUAAAGAGUAUACUGCAGAAGAAUAUUCCAUGCACAUGGCUACCAAUUUGGAAUCUUGCUACCAUAUGUGUCAACUUGUACAUCCUCUUCUAAAGAUUUCUGGAGUUGGAAGCAUUGUGUUCAUUUCCUCAGUUGCAGGUCUGAUUCAUGUUGCUGUUGGAUCGGUUUACAGUGCCACUAAAGGUGCAUUGAAUCAACUUACAAAGAAUUUAGCGUCCGAGUGGGCGAAAGACAACAUUCGGACAAAUUGUGUAGCACCAUGGUUUGCUAAAACCUCGCUUAUGGAACCUGCACUUGAUAAUAAGGAGUUUCUGGAUCAAGUGGCAUCUAGAACGCCGCUUAAACGCUUUGCAGAAGCCAAUGAAGUUUCAUCUUCGGUUGGCUUCCUUUGCCUACCGGCUGCUUCUUAUAUUACCGGCCAAACCAUUGAUGUUGAUGGAGGAUUUACGGUCAACGGGUUCCCCUAAGGGUAUCAUGAUGCAUGAGGUUGUGCCUGAUGUUCAAGGUUUAAUAUUAAGCAGUCCUAUUUGUAUUAUGAGGUAUUGUUUUUAACUGUUUGCUUUAACCACCAAAAAUAUUUGUAGAAAUACAAUAAAUAAAUAAACUUACACCAAUCUAUACACUU